Molecule: messenger RNA, 672 nt
Organism: Lactuca virosa
Lineage: Eukaryota; Viridiplantae; Streptophyta; Magnoliopsida; Asterales; Asteraceae
Source: the annotation of a GenBank genome assembly
AUGCUUUCCCGCAACUAUAUUCCUAUAACAGGAGCUUCGGCGGCAUCUAAUGGCGUUUUGGCGAACUCUGACGAGCUGUCAAUGGCGACAGCCUCCCUCCUCUUCUCUUUUUUCUUUCAGACUCAAUUUCUCCUCACUACUUCUCCGGAAUCAUCGACGGAGAGAAAUGUCGAACACAGUCGUGAAUGGCCUUGUCGGAGCUGGCGGAGGUAUCAUUGCUCAAAUCAUCACGUAUCCUCUCAAAUCGGUUCUUAUCCUUCCCUUUUACUCUCUCUGUCUACUUCCUAUUCGUCUGAAGAAGAUGCUGAUAUGAUUGACAAUGCUGAUCUAGAUACAACAUACCUUCAUACUAAUGGAAAUGCUGGUCAUGGGAGCUUACCAGAACAUAAUAAUGCAAAUGGAGAGCAUAGUGUAUCUGGAGACCUGCAUGGUGUUCAACCAGAUCCUGUAGCUGCUGAUAUUCUUAGGAAAGAACCAGAGCAUGAGACCUUUGUAAGGCUGAGAAUCAGCCCAUUUGAGACACCAUCUUCUGAUGAAGCAGAGGUUUAUAGAGCAUUACAAGGUUGUCUUGAGAUGCGAAAGAGCUAUGUGUACAGAGAAUACAUUGCUCCAUGGGAAAAACAAGUUAUAUCUGAUCCUAGUUCUCCAAAGCGUAAUCCAAAUCCUUUUUAG